CGCUACCGCUGGUCAUAUAAAAAAUGGCCGGCCCAUCGGCGUGAUACGCAACGCAGUGACCGCGCUCUUUGCCAUAUUCGCGCACGCGAUGGAGCCGAGAUACGGACGGAGUUUCCAGCGGGUGCCCGGACGACCGUGGGACGCCCGCUGAGUCGUCGCGACAGCUGCAUCGUCGCGCGUGCCGUCGCGCGCCAAACCGUGUAUGGCCACACCAGCUGCAGAAGUAUGCUGAAUACUGGCAGUAUCAAAGUGGAUCAUAUUGGCAUGUGCUGGCUGCGAUUGUUUGCUUGGAAACACAUCGUGGAGAUGUUUUAGAAGAAGCCUGUUUGCCGUAAAAUAAGAAAGGAGGAGUACAAAGUUUAUACAGAUCUCCAUCAUGUUGGCCACGGAGAGCGUUUGGAACGCGACAGUCCUCCUGGCCGUCUUCCUGGUUCUGGUCUCCGAAGCAUCUGGACAUCCUGUCGAGGGACAAGAUGGGCUGGAGUCUGGAGGAGCACGGUCCUGGAUUCCAGCCUGGAGCAGCGUGUCCGAGUCGAUGUGGGUGAUCGGAGCGUCCGUGUGCUUUGCUCUGACGGCGGCCAUCGUGGCCUCACUGGGCUGCCUCUGCUGCCGCAACGAGAGCAUCAAGCUUUUGGGCACGCGCAAUGGCGUCAGCGUGCCGCACCUGCCACUGGGCAGCAUGGCCCAGCAGCGGAGUAGCCUAUCACCCGAGGUGACCAUCUUCCCUCCAGCCGCUGCCGCACCCCGCCUCGCUUUUGCCACGCCCCCGACAACCUUCGAUGACAAGGUGAGCUUUGAGCCGCUCCCCAAGAUCUUCCCUCGGCUGCCGGCAUCUCCAUCCAAACACCCCUUGCGACCGGCCCACUACUCGGGCGAGCUAGGCGGCACUCCGAGCUCUGUCCACGACUGGUUUGACGAUCCACAGGCCAACUUUCCGCGGGAACGGCUGCAGUACCUGCAGGAGCUGGGCGUCGGCUGGUUCGGACAGGCCGUGCGUGGAGAGGCGCAGAACCUGAACAACAGUCGAUUCGGGGACGAUGAUCAAACUAUCCCUGUGACCACCACGCCGGUGGUGGUGAAGAUUCUUCGCUCGGAUGCGACGCCCACCGAGCACAUCUGCUUCCUGCACGAGGUGCAGCACCUCAGGCUUCUGCGGCACCCGCAUCUUCUUCAGCUGCUUGGUCGGUGCCUCGAGUCAGAUCCAUUCUUGCUCAUCCUCGAGGACUCUGUUAUGGACUUGAAAGCGUUCCUUCUGAGCAAGCGCCCGGAGGCAGAGCCCUUCCUGCAGGGUCCGAUUCCCUUGCAAGCUGCCUGCUCCAUUGCGUCUGCGCUGGACCACAUGCACAGGCAUAGCUUCGUGCACGUUGACUUGGCGGCCCGCAGCUGUGUCAUCGAUCGAAACCAGGUUGUCAAGGUUGGUGACUAUGGCACUUCCCUGCAGGCCUAUAAAGACGACUACCACCUGGUGGGUGAGGUGGCUGUGCCACUGCGCUGGACAGCCCCCGAAUCUCUGCACUGCACCGUUCUAGCACUGGAAGCCCGAGAACUUACAAAGGAGGCCAAUGUCUGGAGCUUUGGGGUGCUGCUGUGGGAAUUGCUGUCCCUGGGAGCCCUGCCGUACGAGGGCCUGACGGACGAAGAGGUCUUGAGGAGGGUGGUGGUGCAGCGCGACCUGGUGCCCACCAGGCCCACCACACCGGCCGGCCGACACACCGACCGCCUGUACCAAGUUGCCACCUGGUGCUGGAGCGAAGUCCCUGCUGAACGGCCAUCGGUGCACGAGCUCCGCGAGCUGCUCGGGCACCUCCAGCGCGAGAACAGCGACGCGCACGACUUUGAGUCUCGAUGGUGUGCACUGCGGCCCGACCGCGUCAAAGAUUACAAUCUCGCCCCGAACCACCCGGCCGCACUGUCCCUUUCCCGGCUUGGCUUCGAGAGUGACUUCGUGGCUGCCAGCCUCCAGAACCUCCACGGGAGCGCGGAAGACCUGCGCACCGAGCCGACCGUAGAAGAGGAGGAGGAACUUACUUCGUUCCACAUCUCGGAGGCAAUCAGAGACUUGGAUGCGAUCCUGGCGGCGGAGUCAGGGUCGACGGCGUCCGUCGACCUGCCCAGCGAGUCCACGCCCAGGCAGGAUAGCCUCGGCAACGAGUCUGUCGACUCGAGAGAGCUCAAUUCUCUCGGCUUCAAGAAGAGCGCCUCGGUGGAAGACCUGCUUCGCGAAGGGCCCGAGAAGGUGGCGGAGAUGUUCCGCAUCACGGUCAUUGACGACGUGGACGCCAGCGGCAGCGAGCCGCGCAGCCUCGGUGCGGACUCCGACAUCUGGAGGCGACUUGACGACGGACCUUCUGUGCAGACUCCUGGAAACGGUGCAGUGAACGGCAGUGUUGUCGGGGGCAGUUUGGUGUCACCGAAUGUGGGUAUCUGGGGCAGCGUUGGUGGUGGGGACACAGUGCCAGUUGCGGAAGUGGUCCCACGUCAAGCCGAAAGCGACGGCAUUCUGCGGAGCACGGCGGCCCCCGAGGACGUAAGUAGCCACGGAGGAGUCUCGGGACGGUUUGGUGGUGGUUGCACUUCGGCACGUGACUGUUUCCCGAACCCUUCAGCCGCUAACUCCAUCGACCGUGGCACGCUGAGCACUAACACCCCAGACGCUUCCUCCGGUGAUGCCCGGCGGGAAGCCAACACUGAUCUGUGCCCCCCUGUGUUCACUUGCAGCCAGAGCGGCGACGACUCUGAGACGCCGACGCCUGCUGCCGCGGCGCCCGAGCCCGUGACGCAAGGCGGCAGCAAUGACAGCCGUGACAGUGCUUCGUACGUGACGGCGCCGGAGUCGGAGGAGUCGAGCUAUGGGCUGGUGCCGGAACUCUUGGAACGGGCCGCGUCUGAGUCGGACACAAUGUUUCUGACCGCCAUGCCAGAUGGCGACAACACAUCUGACUGCUCCGACGCAACUCUGGCAGACGACGACAACUUUGCGAGUCCGCUGGCACAUGGUGUGCGUUCUUCGUCGCCGCCUGGGGAAUGGCAUAGCCCCGGCGUGUCUCCCAUCCCAAAGUGUGCGUCGUGGAACCUGGGGGACGAUGUGGAGGAGUCGGCGCUUUCAGACCUGACUGUAGACGAUGAUGUGGGGAAGGGGGGUUCCUCGUAUGAAGACUCGCUCGCCAUCACCGAGAAUUCAACGGUGAACGAGAUGCGCAGGAUUGCUAAUGAGGCAGCGGCACAGCACCACCAGUCCAUGCAGAAUGAGCCAGUGCUGGCCAAUGGAGAUUUGUGCAAUGGGCCAGAAGCAUUAGACGAUGGGGACUACAGUGACGACGAAGGGCUUGUGGAAUACGACCUCAACGACAUCUCCGCGGCUCUGGACGACGAUGCUGAAGGCAGCGGAGGCGGUGGGCUGCCGUCACCACGGUCGGCCUGGCCUCCGCUCGAAGACUCGCCCAUGUGCGGUGAGGAAGAAGAGAUUCUGAUGGUGAACACACUGACGCAUGAGAUCACCGUAAGGCCAGCUGCGGGCAUAGUCUUCGACGGCCGCGAGGUGCUUGCCGGUGUGGAAGAGGGGGAAGAUGGGGAAGCCAGCCCUCUGGGAACACCCGAACGAAAGCAGCAAGUGGACAGGAAGCGCGAUGGUCUGGCUGAUGAUGCCGAAGACACGGAUGACACGAGCAGCACGGGAACGUCGUGCACCUCCACGUCGGGCUCAUUCGAGUGCCUGGCACAAGAGGAGGCUGACGGCACGGUGGAAGGCGUGGUAAACGGCACGGUAGAUGGUAUGGUGGAUGGUGUAGUGAAAGUGGGAAGCGCUGUGGCAACGCCUCCGGCUCAGCGACCGCGCAGCUUGGAAUGCAGUCCCACCUCCCCGAGGCGCGUCAGCACUUGGGACCGUAGGGCCACGCCCACCAAGUCUGCUCUCAAGUCGGCCAGCGGCAACAAGCGAAAGCCUAGUGCGGGAAAGGGCUCAACUUCACUGCGCAAGACUGUGUCAUUCCAUGACGUCAUCUCCUCAGUGCACCACUACUCGGCUGACGAGGAGGCACCUCCGUCACCCCCGCCAUCUGCGCCGCCGUCGGCGUUCGACUAUGCCGGCCUCAAAGACUGGGAGUUCCCGCUCUGUUUGGACGAGGAGUUUCCCGAAGCCACCAACGGGGGAAGUAGCUCUAGCAGCAGCAGCAGUGAUGAGGAGGACAACGUGCCCUCCAGGGGGCACCGGGGGCUGCGCAGCCUGCCCGUGCGUCCGCGCAUCACCAAGCUCGGAAGCACCUUCGGGUCUGCCGCGGCAUCGCCCCUCUACUGCAUUGCCGCACUCUCGCAGGAUGACCUCCCCACCACGGACGACGAGGAGCUGCCCACGGAGCUGUCCCUUGCAGAGGAGCCAAGCGAAGAUCUGUUGAUCAACCAACGACCCCCGUGGGACUCCUCCAUGAGCGACCUGUCUAACUUGGAUGGAUCGGACGAUGCGGACUCCCUCAGGUCGGAGAGCCCCGCCAGGAAGUCCUCCACCAUGGCUAGUGCCAGUCUGAACUUCGACCUGAAUGCCAACAGCAACCUCCGCCCGCUGCGCAACACCGCCAUUGUCGAAGACUCAAACGCCAAUAGGAACGCUGGCACGAACUUGGCACCUGCAGCCAAUCACCACCAGGCUUAGGGCAGUGCAUGCGAAAUGUGUUGUUUUGAACGCCGAGACUGCCUGGCACUUUCAUGAAGGUCCCUCCCUCUUCUAGCAGUAAAACAGGGACUUGCCGUUUCGAGUGGCCGAGAGACACAUCGAAGAAAAGACUUUCGACUGUCUCCAGACUAUAAGAGGAUUUCUAAAAAACGGUAGUCACAUUGCCUUGUUUGCUGGAGGGUUUGCCAAGCCAGCACUUGGGGAGUCCGUGCAGUGGUGCUGCGAUGACUAAGGCUGCGGUGACCAUAGGUCGUCAGUAACCUCGUCACGUUGAAGACCAGCCAUCGAGUCAACAGUCCAUUGUCGUACACACCAUAGUCAUCUCCUGUACUUUGAACUGUGCGAGUGUCGGGCAAGUUGGAGAUCUGGUGAAAGGGUCUUGUAUGCUCCUGUUUGCAUACGUUCCAAUGCUCUAAUGGCAUGGCCAUGCACGACCUGUCAAGAUGCUGUCUACAAAAAGCUGAACAAUGAAUAAGAAUGUUUGCAUCUGUGAUUUUAAAACAAUGUGUUAUUGAAGGACUGUAAAGUUGUGUCGCUGUUUCGUCAUCCUUGGCACCUGCCGUCGUUUCUCCUCUCGGGGCCUGUGCGACGCAUGUACGAGCUCUCUGAGAUGGUUCUGCAACGAGCUGCGCAGGCCGUUGUGCCAAGAAGUCCGGUCACUUUGUGACCUUCGAGUUCCCAAAUGAAGUCCGCACCCUCAGGUUUACCAGUCAUGUACAGACACUUUUCGUGUAAUCCCAUUUACUUGCCCAUUCCUUCGUGUUGUGUCGCCACGUUUGAUGCUCUCUUCCGAGAACUGAGCAUCGUCCACAACGCUCGACUACCAUUUCCGAGAAAUAUGUUCCCUCCACUGUUUGUCCCAACACUGUUGUGCACUCUUCACUGGCCGUGUUGCGAUUGGUUGAUCUACAGAGCUGGUGGGCACUUUGACUAGUGCAGUAGAAGCAAGUCGACUUGAUUGAACAGAUUGAUUGGUGCCAUCUUAGUGCAAGCUUAAAGGCCACAAAGUUCUGGUGACAUCGGACAGUAUCAUUAUUUGCGCUCUGGUAUCCACGGAGAUACCAGAUGGUUCUUGCAUAGUAAUUUGGGGGUCAUUUGCACAGGGUAUGUCUAAAUGCAAGCUUGCCAUUUACGUCCUGGGAGGCCAGCUUCGCGCGUGUUGAUCCUGAGUUAUGUGCAGUGAUUUGGCGAGCAUUGAAAAGUGAAGUUUUCGGAAUUCGUUUCCGUGUUUGUGUUUGCUAACUUAUCACUACACGUGUGAUUUUGUGAUGAAGUGAUUUUUGUAAGUUGUUUAGGAAAAGUGGCCUGUUGUGUGUUGGUCGCGAUGCGACAUCUGUCUUCACAAUUAUAUCAUUGUGUUUGCCUGUUUCAUAGCCAAUGUAAUUUUGACUAGUUUUACCUGCAAAAAAUUUGAGUUUCAGCCUUCUUUCAAGAGAAACAAAUUAGCGAUGUGGCAAAGUGUUAAUUUCUGAAGUAAGCGUGACGUCAAAAGGUAAGCACUCUUUUGUACAUUGCAUUAUGACAAAGCUGUCGCCAGCAACGUGGUGGGGCUAAAAAAAGAUUUGGUCGUUAUCUUUUUGGAGCAGAUUGGUGGUUCUGUCAAGGGGAUGUGUUGUCAUUACGUUUGAAUGCACUUGCAACUGUUGCUUCCAACACAUUGCCUUCCAUAAAGGCUUUCCUUUGCACAGCCACUUUGAACAAAGUUUGGUCUCUUAGGUUUUGCACUACAGGCUUUUAGUGCCAUGCGGUGCACACGUGACGUGGUGGGAAUAUGACACUCGAGACUACGGGUGUCAGCUUUGAACCAGACUCCUCUUAGCUGAAAAUUGAAGUUUUUAUUUGGGGAAUGGUGUAAAAAGUUGGGACUGAGCACACAGUGCUACUGGCUAAAGCGUGCGAGCGUCGCUCGGAGUGGAAUGUACGGGCUGUUGGGGAUUGGAGGCACUUUCGGUGGCUUGGAAAACAGCUUGUUUUUCAGAGGUCAUACCAGAAUUUCACUGUUUGUGGUGAGAGACUGACGUGCUCAGACGUGUGUGGGUGAGAAAGAGAUCUCAGGUAUAGAAAUGAUGCCGAGCGAGCAUCGCCUUGGAGUCGGUGCUAGGAGCAGCGCAGAUGUUUACGAACACUAGUUUUACGUCAGACCAUGCACAUAAGUACACCCCCGGCUGUUCCCUUGUAAUUGCAGUCUAUGUGUUCUUUUUAAUCAAACUGACAAUGUAUACGUGAGAAGCAUAGUGCAAUCAAAUUCGUUUACUUCCAUACAUCUGUGUAUUUUCAUUCAGUGUGUAAGAAGGCGUAUUCCUUAUUACUGUAAUAUAGCCUAUGUAAGAGAUUUGGGUGGUGGUUUGGGGGUGUAUGCUAUAACACUCCACUAAAGGUGUGUUUCAGUUGAGAUUAUGUGGCCCUUACUCAAGGUGGCCGGGCCGUCUUAAUUUCAAGUUUUCUUAUGAUCCACGCUUGUUUGUUUCUAUGAGCUCCUCUUUUUCCAUUGACGGCCGCUCUGUUUGUGGGACACUGCCAAGCUUUUCGUUCCGUCAGGUUAUCAUGAAAACAUGGCUCACUGUAGUACGUUCGAUUGAAGCAUAGUCUUCAAUUUUUCCGUUUUUUUUUAAGGCUCUCUUGUAAUUUUCAAGCUGAGUGUGAAAAAGUCGGAGUACAACCCUUGUUAGAAUAUGCAGUUCCUUUUCAGACCAUCAGACUUGAGCAGACCAGAUUUGUCAUCAAGUUUGUCUUUAUUUUUUUUUUAAGAUUGUUUGAUUUUGUUCUUGUUGGCUCAUAUUUUUUUCAGUAGAUUUAUUUCGUCCAUCAUUUUCUCGUUGUGCUGGUGGCCUAUCUACUCAUGUAAUAAUGCCAGCCCGCGUUACCUUUAAAGCAUUGGAUUCUCGCGUUCAUGACCAUUACAUCGCUUUCAUGUCUUUCCAGUCAUUCGCUCUCGUUUCUAGUUGCUCCCAGUUUAAGACCUGCAUGAUGAGAAACGUUGGUAUUUCUUUUUUGUUUUGCACGCUGUGCAUCGCUGGUUUAGAUUUUAAAUACAGUUGGGUAUUUCUAUUUUUUGUGUCAUAUUUGGUGUGUUUUUUUUUUACGUAUGGAUGUUGGGAGAGCUAGUGAGGCGUGGCUGGCUAAAUAAUUCUCGGUGAUGUACGUGUGCAUGAAUCUCGUCAGGGGAGUGUGCAAGUACUUGCAUAGUUCCGAAAUAUAUUACUUUAAAUAUUUUUAAUGGUUAGAAUAGGAUAAGAAAAGUGCACCACACAAAGUUUGGGUGUAGAUAUUUAUUUACAUUAAAGGGCAUCAAAGUAUUCAUGAAAUUUCUGUGGGUGACACGCAAUAAAUAGCCUAGCGUACCUGUUAUGAAACCACACUAAGGUCUCGCCGACUCUUAACUUUAGUGAAAGCAUUAUCUAAUAGUUUGCAUCAUCUAAUCGGAAUGUGAGAUCCUCACUGUCUACUUCUAAUUGGCCGUAAUGGGAGUUUUACAGGAGAAACAGUUCUGUGCGAUUGGUAGGUGUCCUGUUCUUUGGCACGGAAAAUUACUGGCACGGAAAAUUGGCAGACACGAACCUUAGCCGUUGCUCCAACACAGCUAGUUGGUGAGUUGAGAUGUUUGGUUUCACCAUCUCAACUGCUUCCAAAAGCUGCUUUACAGCUUCCAUAUUCCUGUGUUCUAUAUGCAACAGUUGCUAAAAAAACGCAAGGUCGGGUAAGUCAUCUGGUAAUUGAAGUGAUGCACUUUUUAUGGGCAAACCGAUUUCUUCUUUCUGAAAAGCAGGAUUGUCAUGUGUGAACGCCCGCGCCUAGUGAACUGAAAAUGAGAUGCUAGGUGCUCUGUGUACGGGGUUUAUUGAAUCCUUGGCUGCAACACUUUCCAGCAAACAGUGAAACUUUCUUUGAGUGUGGAACCUUCUGUGUGAUGGCUUCCACGCACGCCAGAUGCAGAAAACGGAGAAUGGAAACCGCUAAGUUGGAAAGGGGAACCUUAGCUUGUUCCAAAUUUGUUCCUGUGGUGCAGUUUUUCGUGGAAUCUGCAGUUGCUAUGGAACUUUCUUGUACUCCUUGCCUUUGUAAUUGUGUGGGAAGGAGGUUUCGUUGGACAUGGAGGGUAGUGGAGAAUUGUGUCCUCGGUAUAAGUAUGCUUUGGAACUGCUAUUUUGAUGGGCUGUUCAUCCUUUUAGACUUGCUUGUGCUGAAAAUUGCUGGUAGCUUUUAUUCUGUGUGCAAACCUUCGACAACGCACUAUGUUUUUUAUUUUACAGAGGUCGCACAAAAUUUAUUUAGUACCUGAAUUGUGCUAUAACUAAGUUUGAAGUUCUGCUCGGUCAUGGAAAGGACAACCCUUCAGUCUCGUAAAAUGCUUCAAAGUUGUAGCGAUUUCUGCUCUGCUUUGAUAUCUAUCCACAUAUGUGUCAAAAUUGCGAUGUCAAUCAACUUGCAGCUUAUAGCAGCUAUGUUGCAUGUAUGAAGAAUGUUGGUGGAGACGUUUGGGCAGUUGUCUAAGUACUAAACAUUUCUAACUCUGCUUCUCUAUGGCGAUCCAUAUCGGCUCUCCAUGGCGAUCGGGUAGCAGUGUCAUUUUUUUCUUGUGUAUCCUUUCAUUGAUAUUUAUAGGGAAAUAAAAGGUGCUUGUAUUUAAAGGCAGUAUUAGUAUUUUCUUGUGAAUAUGGAACAUUUUUCCCGUCAUGUUCUCGUGCAUUAUUUGUUGUUUCUAAUUUUGUGAAGUGGCUUCUGUGAUUCUGCAUAUCCUGUUGAAGUAACAGCAGUUUUUUUUUCGAUGUGUGAACUAUAAUGUGCUCUCAUGUUUAAAAUACAAGUGCACAUUUUGGCAAAAUUCUUGCAUUGCUCAUGUGUUCUAUGUCAAGUAUUGCUUACUCAGGAUUCAGACUGUGUACUCAAUGUGACUUGUAAAUACGCACCAAAUAUUGUUUAUCAAAUGUCUGCGGCCAGUGUCUGGGUUAGUCUUGAUAAAUUUUGUCACUUUCUGUUUUACAGCUGUCAUCAGAAUCGUAUAUUUUCUAAGGGGCCUACAGUGUUAAUUUUUUUUGCAUAGAUUGAUUACCAUGUCUAGAGUAGCGUGUGAAGAUCAUGCUAUUAGUUACGAAGUGAGCCUUAGUUACGCAGUGAGCCUUGCCUUGUAGUUCAGUUAUUUCAUCACGGGGACUUGGUGAAUAUGUUAGCAUAAAGACAAACCACUUGAAAUGUGUGUCUUUCUUUCCACCCGUUGCCAUAUUCUGCUGCAUGCUUCUUUUUCAGAUUGAUCCCAUAUCCUGACCGAUAAUUUUGUGCACUGAAGUUGUGGGCGCUUUUGCUCAGUAGUCGUAUACCAUUCCUCGGAACGCUGUUGGAAGGUUGGCUUAGGUAAACAAAGGGGAUUAGUUCGACUUCCAAAAAUUUGGGAGUGCACGCAAAUUUGUGGUGUAGAAAGGCGCUAGUUUGAAGCGAGUGUUGCUUCACGCUCGCUUCGGUUUUGAAGCUCAUAUUCUGUAUGGAAUAGUUGUGCGCAGUAUAAUUUCAUUACAGAUAAGUGCAUGGAGAUGCCGCCACAGCGGCUGUCGUUUUAAAGGUGGGCUUUCACAGACCGCGCUUUGCACUAUUACAGGUCAUUGCAAGCCUUGCAUUUCUCGUAUGUUCUACGAGGUUGCAGCGUUCUGAUUUUGGUAUCAUACUUUUGGGUUCAUUUCACUGUAGAAUGAUUUCAAGCAUUCAUAUACUAACUAGGAUUCUAUCCCUUGUGAUUUUACUGGUUAAGAUAGUAGCAGGUGGGAAGUGUGCAAGUUCUUGUCGAUACGGAAAUACCAAGAUGAUUCUAUGCUUGACUUGAUGUACAAUCGAAAAGUGUGCAAGUUGUAAAUCCUUUUCCAUUCUAAGUUGGCUCCCCCAUAUCUACCAGCCAUCGUUAGUCACAAUUAGCCCAUGCGCAAGAGUGGUGUAGCACCGCAAGUCCGUACUGUACAUAGUUUGCGUGGCUCGGGAAAGGUGCCGUUUUCACUAUGGGAAAAUUAUGGUUGUGCUUAUAUUUAUUCGUCCCACGACAUGCUUAAGACGUGUAGAGUGGCUCACCUAGUGGAGCAUCGAGAAUAAGAGUGCCAGUCGUAGAAUAAAGCAGUGUAUUUUUCUUCCCUCCCGUCCUUCUAUACACCGCAAUAGUUUUAUUUAGAGUACCGUUUAGGCAACGCAGCGUAUCUGUCCUGUUAGCGGUGCGCGUGCAGCGCGUGCGUUGCCAUGUUGAAGUUUGUGUAGUGGUUUGAAAACUCUGUAGUCAACCUCGUGCAUUGUGUACAUAAAUAAAAGAUGACAUAGCUA
Rhipicephalus microplus (southern cattle tick) is the source of this 10960-nucleotide messenger RNA. RefSeq lists its product as uncharacterized. NCBI's taxonomy places the organism in Eukaryota, Metazoa, Arthropoda, Arachnida, Ixodida, Ixodidae. The record is from RefSeq and is a predicted model, not a curated record. Gene Ontology annotation, molecular function: ATP binding; protein kinase activity. Gene Ontology annotation, biological process: protein phosphorylation.